This is a messenger RNA of Enterobius vermicularis (human pinworm), 1593 nucleotides long. The record is from the annotation of a GenBank genome assembly. Lineage: Eukaryota; Metazoa; Nematoda; Chromadorea; Rhabditida; Oxyuridae.
GAAGAUAAUGACAUCAAAAGUCCUAACUUUAACAAAAUCGAAGUCGCUGUCGUCGGUAGUCCCACGAAAAAGAACUCCCUCGCCGGAAAAGAAUGACGAAAUCGUUGCUGAGGAAAUGGAGCCAGCUGUUAAGAAACCGAAAGUUGAAUUGAAAGCAAGUAGUUUUGGCUUGAAAAGGCAGUAUUCGACAAUUAACAUUUCUGCUGAUAAGUGGCUAUUAACGCUUGACCCAGAGUCCGUGAAAAAGUUGGAGUCGCCGCCAUCGCUUACUGACGGCCUAGAUAUAGAAACAGAGAAGGAUCUUCGGUAUUUGGGUUGUGAAAUAAUACAGUCUGGAGCGAUAUUAUUACGAUUGCCGCAAGUUGCCGCAGCCACUGCUCAGAUUUUAUACCAACGUUACUUCUAUCAAAGGUCGUUUGUUCGUCAUAGUUGGGAGUAUAUUGCCAUGGGUUGUUUGUUAUUAGCAAGUAAAAUAGAGGAGGCUCCAAGAAGGCCACGUGAUGUGAUUAAUGUGUUUCAUAGGCUGGAGUACUUACAUGGGAAACGUGCAGAAUCUAAAGAGUAUGUCCCGAUGUUGCUGGAUAGCAAGUAUGUAAACUUGAAGAAUCAAGUAAUCAAGGCAGAGCGUAAGGUACUGAAUGUCCUUGGGUUUGUAGUGCACGUGAAUCAUCCACAUAAGCUUAUUUAUGCCUAUCUAAGUGCGUUGGCUCUUCUCGACAAUAAUGAAUUGAUUCAGCGAGCGUGGAGCUAUAUGAAUGAUGGCUUGCGUACGGAUAUUUUUCUUAGAUAUCCACCGGAAACAAUUGCCUGCGCUUGUAUUUUCCUUGCUGCUCGUACAAUAAGUAAGCCUGUACUCCUACCGCAGACUCCGCUUCCUUGGUGUGAAGCUUUCGAUGCUAGCGAUAGAGAUGUGCGAACCAUAUCGCUUAUACUUUUAGAGGUUUAUCGCAGACUCAGGGCACCCAACUGGUUAAGGCUUAAUGACGUUUUGAACAAAAUUCGAGGCAGUUCAUCAGCUACCGAUGUUAGGAACGGCGAAUUGAAAAAUGCAAGUUCGGCAGCAGUAGCCGAAUUGGAGAGAAAACGUAGAGAAAUUGUUGCAAAAGCAGAUGAGAUGCGCAGGGGGCGAGGGGCGUCAUUUGAAGGACGUAAACUGCACAGUGCUACACACAACAGUGAAAAUAAGAUUUCGCCGGAAAAAGUAAAACAUCACCAUCAUAGGCGUCAUCAUAAAGGCGGUAAAAAGCGCGUCAAAGACAGUCGGCAAGACUACCGGACGAGAGAUAGGCGAAGGAGCCGGAGUCGGGACAGAAGCCAAAGCCGAGAGGAACAUCAGAAGAGCAGAAGCAGAGAUGACCGGGUAGGAAACUAUAGUAGGGACGAGAAGCAGAAAAGUCACAGCAAAGAGAGGCGAAGGAGAAGUAGAAGCAAAGAAAAGCGGCAAAGGAGUCGAAGCAGAGAAGAACGACGUCGUAUUUUAAAGGAUCGAAUUAGCAAUCAGAGAGAGCGCGAAAGAGACGUUUAUAAAGCGCUUGGUAAACGUCCGCAGGGUAGUGAGAGUCCGGAACGGCCGUCAAAACAACGUCGAUAGCU